GUAUGAUAUAAAAUGUAAAUCGAAGUAUAUCGAACUUUCUUCCGCGUAUAUAUCGAGAGUUGCAUAUUUAAGCUCGUUUAGGUUUUGUAAAUGUGCUGUUAACACGUCAACCGAAUGAUGAUCCAAUUCUUAACGUCUGUUUCAAUUGAAGUCGUAAUUGCAUAAGUAUCAUUAUUUUUUUUUAUUUUAAAUUUUUGAAUGCUGCAUACUGAAACAAGUAUAUUUGUCUAUUGUUAUUUAAAUCAAUCGCCGAUCUCAUUAUUCACCUUAUUACCGUGAUUCUUUUUUAUAUUUUUGUUUUGCAAUUUAUCUCUAUUUGUAGGUAAUGAAUCUAUAUUUUGUUUUGAUGAUGCCGUAAAAAUUGCAUCAAUUUGGCGGAUGCUGAUGUUUCGUAUUUCAUUCACGAGUAUCAAUAAUAUUGUUUUUGUGUCAUUGGUAAUCUUGUAUAAUCAUAAAAAAGCCCUCAUAUUUAAUUGAUAAUUUUGCGAGCAAACAUACGGCGCUAGUGCUCGAGCUGUCAUCAUUGACGUCUGCUGUAUGUUGCCUGUUAAUCCGCUGAACGAAGUGUGUGAAUCGCACGCGCCGGCUAGAGAGUUCCAGAGCGGGACCAUAACAUAACCUCCUUUGCUAGUAUAUUUUGACAAAUAAAUAACAAUGGCUCGUAACGCAGAAAAAGCUAUGACAACGCUCGCUCGUUGGAGAGCUGCUCACUGCAAUGAAGGGCAUAGGAAAGAACAAGAAAGAAGACCGUACUUAGCAUCCGAAUGUAAAGAUUUGAGGAAGUGUGAGAAAUGGAGAAUGCAAAUCAUAAGGGAAAUUUCAAAAAAAGUUGCACAAAUACAAAAUGCUGGUUUAGGAGAAUUUCGAAUAAGAGAUCUCAAUGAUGAAAUUAAUAAAUUACUCAGAGAAAAACGACACUGGGAAAUGCAAAUAAAAGAUCUUGGUGGAACGGACUAUGCACGUCAUGGUAUCAUGUUAGAUAAUGAAGGAAGAGAGGUACCUGGUAAUAGGGGCUAUAAAUAUUUUGGAGCAGCCAAGGAUUUGCCCGGGGUUAGAGAGUUGUUUGAGCAAGAGCCUCCUCUACCACCAAGAAAAACUCGUGCAGAGUUAAUGAAGGACAUUGAUGCAGAUUAUUAUGGUUACAGAGAUGACGAUGAUGGAUUGAUAGAACCUUUCGAAGAUUUAGAAGAAAUAAAACACAGAAAAACUCGGAUAGAAGAAUGGGAGACUAAACAUGAAAAUGAUCCAGAAACAGAGGCUGAGAAAGAAGAAGAAAAGGAUCAAAACGUAGAAAUGCAUAUACCUACUCAACAAGAAGUACAAGCAGCGCUGCUUCAACGUAAAAAACAAGAACUUUUAGAUAAGUACGUGCUCUAAUUUAAGAUAAUGUGAAAAUCUACACACAUUUUUGUGUUAUCUUAAUUAUAAUGUAAAUAAAUAAAUUCAAUAGAAUAAGGUUUACUUAAAAAAAAAGUUAGAUUCAUUCCACAGUAACACAAAGAAAUCAUCAAUGUGACUAACAUGUUCACUGACAAACAAAAUAUGAUGCUAUUUUUCAUCAGCAAGUUUUUAUUUUCUCAUGUAGUUACAACUAUUUUAUAGAUUGAUUUAUAUCAAUUAUUUUUGAAUACAGUUUUUACAAAACAUCAUUAUAAGGUACAUAGUAGUUUGAAUUUUUUUUCUCACAUUAUGAAAUAACAUUGAUUAAAAUCAGCUACUUUUGUGCAGUAGACGUUGAAACCUCAAUAAAGAUAUAGUAAUCGGUGCUUUAAUUAUACAUAAUACAAACAAAUUUAACAUCAUUACACGUAUUUUAGGAUGAUUGCAAAUUCAAUAGAAAUAUUUAGAAUAUUUCACGAAUCAACUGAUUAAUUAUUUGUCGUUUUAUAAAUUGUCAUAAAUUUUUUAUCAUUUUGAUAUUUAUUAUGAAAAAGUGCGAUCUUGCAUGUAGUCAUCAAGAAUUAUAUUCAAGAGAACAAAUACAAAAUACAUAUAUCUGUUACAGAGUGUUAAUAAAAAAUGAAUGUAAAAAUGUCACUUAAAAAAAGAGCCACUGCUUUAAGCAAUGUUUACAAUUAAAUACAUGAGUGAUAUCAUUUAAUUUGAAAUUUAUCGCAAAUCUUAAAAAUCAUCUUCAUGCGUAAUACAGUAUAUCAAUAUUAUGCACUUUUAAUCGUUACAUUAAAUCAGACUACAUGUCACUUAAAGAUUAUAUAUUAAAUUAUUAACUUAUGCUUGUACAGAGGAAUGGGCGAAAAAAAUUCGAAUUUUUAUAAUAAUAUUUUCGUCGUCUCAUCGAUGAAUAAUUGUAGAUAAUACACAUCCCUUUAUGUAUCGGUUCAAGAAUGGAAAGUUAUGAAAAAAUUUAUUGUGGUAAUAAAAUUAGCGAAAAAUGCGAAUCCUUACACGAAUUAUUACCAAAGCGUUGAAUAACGAAAUAAAUUGAAAUUCGUAUCGACGUUUCCAAUAUCGCAGUAUAAUAAUUUUUAUAAAAUUCUUCGCUGAAACUCUAAAUUGACAACUGAGUGCAGACAACAUAGAACCAUGUAACAGCAUAUUUCCGAGAUCCUUUUAUGUAUGCGUCGUAUAUGAUUUCAUGCUUGAAAUGAAAAAUUAUAAAUUCAAAAUAUUUAUAAUAAUUUUUAUAUAUCACUCGUGACCCGUGUUUAUAUAAUAUUAGUAAUUUGAUGGAUCACAAAAUUGCGCGCAUAUUAUAUUAUUUCACUUUGUGCAUCGUCACUCGUUGCUUUGUUUUUAUUAGAAUUUUCUGACCCAUACAUUUACGUAUAUUGCCAUCUUGAGCGCAA
Trichogramma pretiosum is the source of this 2807-nucleotide messenger RNA. Its product is annotated as pre-mRNA-splicing factor ISY1 homolog. Bases 655 to 1377 code for a protein of 240 amino acids. Lineage: Eukaryota; Metazoa; Arthropoda; Insecta; Hymenoptera; Trichogrammatidae. Gene Ontology annotation, cellular component: Prp19 complex; post-spliceosomal complex; catalytic step 2 spliceosome. Gene Ontology annotation, biological process: mRNA 3'-splice site recognition; generation of catalytic spliceosome for second transesterification step. The record is from RefSeq and is a predicted model, not a curated record. The transcript is spliced from 4 exons.